Messenger RNA from Micromonas commoda, 924 nucleotides. RefSeq lists its product with no specific name. The transcript has a single exon. The record is from RefSeq and is a predicted model, not a curated record. Lineage: Eukaryota; Viridiplantae; Chlorophyta; Mamiellophyceae; Mamiellales; Mamiellaceae. Bases 1 to 924 code for a protein of 307 amino acids.
AUGUCCCUGGCGAGCGCCGCCCCGCCAUCGUCCGCGCGGGUCCACGCGCCCUCGCGACUCAUCGCCCGGACGCCCUCGGCCACCGGGCGCCAUCGCCGUCGCGUCGUCGUCCGCGGAUCGUCGACAAAGGCCGACGACGCGGGAGCUCCCGCGACCGUGGAGCAGCGGAAGCGGCGGCUUGUGCAGCUGUGCGCGAGGACCGACAGGGGCAAGAGCGCCACUCCGGAGGUGGCCGCGGAGAUCGAGUCCAUCGUCGCGGCGCUCGAGGCGGUCAACCCCACCAAGGACCCGGCCGUGAACAGAGAGCUCAUCACCGGCAAGUGGUCGCUCCUCUACACGGGCGCCUCCGCGGAGGACGCGGCGAAGCGCGCCGAGCUCGAGGGCGCCAUCGGCUCCGCGCUCACGGAGGUGAGCGGUAGCAGCGGUAACGUCGCCAAGAAACGGAACGACGACGACGACGAUGACGGAUCAUCCUCCGAGGGAGGAGGAGGAGGAGGAGGAGGAGGAGGAUGGAGCGAAAACGAAAAGGGCGGCGACGCCAAGCCGAUGGGCCGGACCAUAUCCACGUUCAGCGGCGACGCCGUAGACAACAGGGGUAAUUUCCAGGACAUCGACGCGUUCAAGGGGGAGGUGCUCAACAGAGCCGAGCUGACGAUCUUCGGCGUGCCCCUUCAGGUCGAGAUCGUCGCGGCGUGCGAGCCGGUGGACCCCGGCGUCACGGGCGGAGAGUCGAGGCGAUUGGCGGUGGCGUUCCGGAAAGUGAGGCUCACGCUCGGGCCCGUGCCGACGCUGACGAUACCGCUGGGUUGGGUGAACGACGGGCGAGGACCGGAGGGAUGGCUCGACACGACGUACCUGGACGACGACAUGAGGCUCGGGCGCGGCGAUAAGGGCAGCACCUUCGUCACCGUGCGCAGAAAGUGA